Messenger RNA from Pisolithus orientalis, 741 nucleotides. Its product is annotated as chaperone for protein-folding within the ER, fungal-domain-containing protein. Bases 1 to 741 code for a protein of 246 amino acids. NCBI's taxonomy places the organism in Eukaryota, Fungi, Basidiomycota, Agaricomycetes, Boletales, Pisolithaceae. Gene Ontology annotation, cellular component: endoplasmic reticulum; endoplasmic reticulum membrane. The transcript is spliced from 4 exons. The record is from RefSeq and is a predicted model, not a curated record. Gene Ontology annotation, biological process: 'de novo' protein folding.
AUGCCCGUACUUCUUUCUCUCCCGCUCCUCGUCUUUUUGCCUCUUCCUGUGCUCGCUCAGGAUAUCCAAUACACCUUGCAACAUAAUGUGACGACCAUCUACGGAACAUGGUCAUCCGGUAGUCAGAAUGUCGUCACUGGCGCUGGAUUCGCGCAACCGGCCAACAUGUCCUUCAUCUAUCCCAAAACGACAGGAAUGUCGUAUUCCUUCACCAGCGACGGUUACUACGAAAUUGCGCGUUACCGGAUGAAUGGAAAUGGCACAUCCCCAAACUGUAUCACUGGCGUAAUGAACUGGUGUCACGGGACCUACGAGCUCGUUUCUAAUGGGUCGAUCACCAUGACCCCAUUCGGGGAUGGAUAUCAACAAAUUCAAGAUCCCUGUGCAGCGAUCUCCAACUUCAUGGAAACCUACAACGAUACGGAGUUAUAUGUCCAGUGGUCGAUUUAUCAAGAUCCGACGUUGGGGUAUAUGUUACAGCUUUAUCAGUUCGAUGGGUCACCACUUCCACCUAUGGCCCAACUAUCAACUUCGCCGAAUAUGUUACCGACGCAGGCGUUGAGGAACGUGUCGGCUGCUAGUACGGCGACAAAGAAGAGAAGUUUGGAACAAGGGGAAAUACUAGUCGAGAGAUCGAAUUCCGGUGAGCCGCGGAGAUUAGGUGGUGGUGGAAGUGGCGUAUGGCUGAGUGGGUUGGUGGUGUUCGUGUGGAGCAUCGGUCUUGGGUCAGCGUUCAUGUGA